Messenger RNA from Musa acuminata AAA Group (dessert banana), 1330 nucleotides. Its product is annotated as transcription factor bHLH94-like. Lineage: Eukaryota; Viridiplantae; Streptophyta; Magnoliopsida; Zingiberales; Musaceae. The record is from RefSeq and is a predicted model, not a curated record. Bases 36 to 1100 code for a protein of 354 amino acids. Gene Ontology annotation, biological process: regulation of transcription by RNA polymerase II. The transcript has 3 exons. Gene Ontology annotation, molecular function: RNA polymerase II cis-regulatory region sequence-specific DNA binding; DNA-binding transcription factor activity, RNA polymerase II-specific; protein dimerization activity.
CAUGAAGUCUUCUCCUCUGUGUACAUAAAUAACAGAUGCACACCCACGCGGCGCAAUCAUGUUUCGUGUUCAUCUCCCUUCGUCUUCUUGGAUUCACGUGGGCAACCUUGUCCUGUUCCUGUUUUCUUACUGUGGUCUUUAAAGUUCCUCUCUCCUCGUGGAAGAAGACUGUCUCUCUCUCUUGCGGUGCUUGUUCCGAUUCGUGUUUCCCUCAAGUGGGUGUGGAUAGAUACUCCCGUAGCAGCACAAAGAUGGCACUGCAAGCUGUGGUCUUCCAGCAAGACCUCUUCGGUUGCAACAUGAGGGAGAUGCACAUCAAGGGAGGGGAGAUUCUAGGAGUGCUGUCACAAUGUGAUGUGAGCGGUGCUCAAGGUGGCAGGAAUCUGUCGUUGCCGGAGAUGGGAACUGAUUCAGCCUCGGUCGUCGGCACGGGGACUGCGGCAGGUCGGAGGAAGAGGCGGCGCACGAGGAGUUGCAAGAACCAGGAGGAGGUGGAGAACCAGAGGAUGACUCACAUUGCGGUGGAGCGGAACCGUCGAAAGCAGAUGAAUCAGUACCUUGCUGUGCUCCGGUCACUCAUCCCGGCUUCCUACCUCCACAGGGGUGAUCAAGCAUCGGUGAUCGGAGGCGCCAUAAAUUUUGUGAAAGAGCUCGAACAACUAGUCCAGUCUCUCGAAGCUCGCAAGAGAAUCAAGCAGCGAUCCAAUUCCGCUCCCUUCGCCAAUUUCUUCACCUUCCCUCAGUACUCGACGAGGAACGCCGAUGAAGCUGCGGCGGAGCAGCAGUCGCCUGUAGCAGACAUAGAGGUGACCAUGGUGGAGAGCCAUGCCAACCUCAAGGUCCUCGCACAGCGGCGGCCCAAGCAGUUGCUGAAGAUGGUGGUGGGACUUCACCUCCUCCAUCUGACGACGCUUCACCUCAACGUCACCACCAUUGAUGCAAUGGUCCUCUACUCUUUCAGUCUGAAGGUGGAAGAUGAAUGCCACUUCACAUGUGUCGAUGAGAUUGCAGCAAAAGUCCACCAAAUGGUUGGGAAGAUCCAAGAGGAGGCUGCCUCUGACAGUGCUAUGUGUUUGUGUUCUAACCACAACAUCAUGUAGGAUUCUAAUCCCUUGUGUUUGUUCAUACCUCUGUUUGAGUGCUCAAACAAGAGGCUUGACUAUGUCUCAUCAAGAGCUUGGUGGAGGCUGCAAAAUGUGAGCUUUAUCUGUACUCAAAAUCUAUGGUAAGGACCCUUUUCCAAAUGGCCCUGUAGCUGAUGUAAGAGUUCACUAAAAGUAAGAGCAAAAUGAACAGGAAAUGAAAGUGUGUAUAGCCCAAGGAGGAAGCA